UUUCCCUACGACUGUUGCAGGCGUCGGUGAACAUUCUGAACAGUCAGAUAACGAGCAACGUCGAUCUAUACGUACUCGGAGACGACUUCCAGCAUUAUUUUUGGUCGGUGGGCCCGUUCGCAUCAAACAUAAUUCUGAUUACUCGGAACCGGUAUCUUCACCAAGAGUCGUCGUAGACUCUCUGGUCUCUCAACCCGUUAAGAGACCAGCUGAGGUUCCUACCAACAACGAGCAAGCCUUCUGCAGCAGCCCAGUAAACGAGGAAAUGCCUGAUGCUGGUGAUGGUACCAGGGCAUCACUUACGUCUUCCAUACCCUCAUCAUCUUCGCAUUGUUCUCCAUAUCGAACGCUCCGGAGAAGAAAGCGUAUAACUCUUUUGAAACAGAAGUCGUCUCGCUCUCUGCGCAAGAGAGCUUCAAUACCAUUUUCCGAGGGAGUAGAGAUCAGUGCGCCACGCAGUCCUCGUAGAGAUAAAGUGAAGCGAGGAUCUCAUGUAUCCUCUACGGCGUCUAUGGGUGUUGAUCCACCAGUUCGCUUGGGUCAUCCAAGCCGACCUUAUUAUACUGCGAUACGCAAGAACAUGUCGAGACCAAAUACCCCUGGACUACCAAAUUCAGCGUCUCGUACACCAUCUCCCAUCCCCCCUGAAACUACAUAUACCCCUCGCGCAACCAAGUCACUUGAUUGUGGAGAGCGCUUAGCACCUGUUCAGAAUGGAUUUUCACUGCGCCCUACGUCAAUGGUAUUACCAGGACAAGGGGUCUCGGGAUAUCCAUAUGCAGGAUUCUCAUUGAGUGGUGAGACAGAGCUACGAAUGGCACUUGCGAGAUGGCGAUCUCAGGAAGCUCCCGAUGAGCCCGGGGAGUAUCGAUUCAGGGAUAUGGGACGGUGUGACACGAAGGCACGCAUGAAAGGCACGGUAAUGAAACUGGGGAAAGGCUUGAAGGACCUUGUACUUGGGAGGAUGCAAUGAUGCAUAGCUGCGUAACUGCUUUUUUUUGUUGUCUUGCGUUGCUCUGUAUUUUCUUGGUUUAUGCAGUUUAUUAUUACGCGCUCUGAUCACGUGCGCCAUGUUUCAUGUCACGUGAUGUACUGUUAAAAUGUCGUGCUGCACAGCAGACCGCAUCAAAACGCGGAGGAAGCGUUAUGGGGGCGUGCAGCUAAUGUAAAUAGAAUAAGCACAGCAAUGAUCAUCCAGUUCUUGCAUACAGA
This is a messenger RNA of Serpula lacrymans var. lacrymans S7.9, 1212 nucleotides long. RefSeq lists its product as uncharacterized. The coding region runs from base 266 to 973 and encodes 235 amino acids. NCBI's taxonomy places the organism in Eukaryota, Fungi, Basidiomycota, Agaricomycetes, Boletales, Serpulaceae. The record is from RefSeq and is a predicted model, not a curated record. The transcript has a single exon.